ACAGGGGAGGCGCCCUGGAUGGGACGGCCCCCAGCCCUGGGCAGAUGCAGUGACCAACUUGAUGCUGCUCUCCAGCUUCUCCGGACUAAAGAGAGGAUGGCUGAGGCCACAACUCCAAAGCACGCCUGGCCCCCGUGGCCCCCCCUCCUUUUCCUGCUCCUCCUGCCUGGGGGGAGCAGUGGCGGAUGCCCUCCUCUGUGCGACUGUACCUCCCAGCCCCGGGCAGUGCUCUGCGCCCACCGGCGGCUGGAGGCUGUGCCUGGGGGGCUCCCACUGGACACUGAGCUCCUGGACCUGAGUGGGAACCGCCUGUGGGGGCUGCAGCGGGGCAUGCUGUCCCGCCUGGGCCUGCUCCAGGAGCUGGACCUCAGCUACAACCAGCUGUCCGCCCUGGAACCGGGCGCCUUCCACGGCCUGCAGAGCCUGCUCACCCUGAGGCUGCAGGGCAACCGGCUGCGGAUCCUGGGGCCGGGGGUCUUCUCGGGCCUGCCUGCCCUCACUCUGCUGGACCUGCGUCUCAACCACAUCGUGCUCUUCCUCGACGGGGCUUUUGGAGAGCUGGGCAGCCUCCAGCAGCUGGAGGUGGGGGACAACCACCUGGUGUUCGUGGCUCCGGGGGCCUUUGCAGGGCUGGCCCGGCUAAGCACCCUCACCCUGGAGCGCUGCAACCUCAGCACAGUGCCGGGCCUGGCCCUGGCCCGUCUCCCGGAGCUGGGGGCCCUGAGGCUUCGCGAGCUGGAUAUUGGGAGGCUGCCCACCGGGGCGCUCCGGGGGCUGGGGCGGCUCAGGGAGCUGGAGAUCCACCACUGGCCGGCUCUGGAGGCCCUGGAGCCAGGGAGCCUGGCGGGGCUCAACCUCAGCAGCCUGGCCAUCACCCGCUGCAACCUGAGCUCCGUGCCCUUCCAGGCGCUGUACCACCUGAGCUUCCUCAGGGUCCUGGAUCUGUCCCAGAACCCCAUCUCAGCCAUCCCUGCCCGCAGGCUCAGUCCCCUGGUGCGGCUCCAGGAGCUGCGCCUGUCAGGGGCCUGCCUCACUUCCAUUGCCGCCCAUGCCUUCCACGGCUUGGCCGCCUUCCACCUCCUGGACGUGGCAGAUAACGCCCUUCAGACCCUGGAGGAAACCGCCUUCCCUUCUCCAGACACACUAGUCACCCUGAAGCUGUCCGGCAACCCCCUGACCUGUGACUGCCGCCUCCUCUGGCUGCUGCGGCUGGGCCGCCGCCUGGACUUCGGCACGUCACCCCCCGCCUGCGCUGGCCCCCAGCAUGUCCAGGGCAAGAGCCUGAGGGAGUUCUCAGACAUCCUACCUCCAGGGCACUUCACCUGCCAACCAGCCCUGAUCCGCAAGUCGGGGCCACGAUGGGUCAUCGCGGAGGAGGGGGGCCGUGCCACUUUCUCCUGCUCUGGGGAUGGAGACCCAACCCCCACCGUCUCUUGGAUGAGGCCACAGGGGCCUUGGCUGGGAAGAGCCGGGAGAGUGAGGGUCCUCGAGGACGGGACGCUGGAGAUCCGCUCAGUGCAGCUGCGGGACAGGGGCGCCUACGUCUGUGUGGUCAGCAACGUUGCCGGGAACGACUCCCUGAGGACCUGGCUGGAAGUAAUCCAAGUUGAGCCCCCUAAUGGCACUCUCUUUGACCCCAACAUCACCAUGCCAGGGAUCCCGGGGCCUUUCUUCCUGGAUAGCAGGGGCGUGGCCAUGGUGCUGGCAGUCGGCUUCCUGCCCUUCCUCAUCUCGGUGACUCUCUGCUUUGGCCUCAUUGCCCUCUGGAGCAAGGGCAAAGGCCGGGUCAAGCAUCACGUGACCUUUGACUUCGUGGCCCCUCGGCCCUCUGGGGAUAAGGGCUCCGGGGGUAACCGGGUCACUGCCAAGCUCUUUUGACCUUUCCUUCCACAGCAGGGACCCAGCCACGUCAGCUUCAGAUACCAAAGGGGGAGGAAAAUAAGGCUGCUUGGACCUAAGGCGGUCCCAAGCGGCACAGGUUUCCCACGCCUCCUGCCUGCGCCGCGCCCACAGUUCAUGAUGCCAAAAUGACAGACAGUCUGCCUCUUGCUUUUGCAGUGUGAGGAUGGCAUUGCCAUCUCUUCCCUGAGGGGCCCAGGGAGCCAGCCCAGCCCUCCCACCACCACAAAGCAGGAAACAUAACCAGGGCUCCAGUCUAACCCACCAGGCUUUCUUUACACACACUGAUACCCUCUAACUACCAAUGCCAAUUGCCAACCACAGCUACGAGAGUAUUGCAGGGGGGAGUGCCACGCGCUUCUUGGAGGCUCUGCUCCUCAACCAGGGGUCUCCUUCUCUUUUCUGCCCGGGCCCCUUCCCAGGCACAAAACCGCAGGCAAAGAAGGGGGUGGGGGAGGCCACACCGCACACUGGCACUGUGUCCCCAUGAGCCUCCGCCACCCGCCUCUGUGUGUCACUCUAUUAAACCUGCUGCCCAAGGCCAUGGCGGUUCCAGCCCCAACUAAACGCGAUUUCUGGAGUUUUCUUUACUUCAGACUUUUUCCGCCCCCUAUUUCUGUCAACUCUCCCCGCUUCCUGCCUGCCCUCUGAGCAUGCGUCCCAGUGGCCCUCCUUGCCUUAAUCUAACAGACAGGGGUUUAUGCAAAAGGCAACGAGCCAGGCCUGGAGAGAGCAGCAUUCCCAGCCCGCUUCCCCAGACUCUCCAUCUCUGGGGCUGGAGGAGCGAUCAUCCGCCUUCCAGGGGUCCCUCUGCAGAAAUUCCAACCCAGGACCCCAGUUCUCAUUCUUGAGGGACCUCACUGUCGUUCCUGUGCCACAGGUCCCUACUGCCCUUGAGGGAAAGAACAAAGGGAACUCCUAGUAAAAUGACUGACAGAAGCAAGAAUCUGCAGUCAUCAAAGGAGAGAGAUCUGGAACGCAGCAGGACUCGGAGGAACGGGGAGGAGGGGGGCGGGCAGAGGCAACAGCAGGAACACCAGCCUAGCGAGUUCCCUUCCGCAGUCUCCCCCAGUUCUGUGCCGAGUGCAGCCCCAGUAGGAAGCUGUCCCUGGAGAGAGGUCACUGUGACGGGGGGGCCUCUGAUGCAGAGGUGGAGUGGGAGGAGGUGCUGACUGCCUCUGAGUGUGCUUCAGACAGAGGGCAAAGUGGAGCCAGAAAAGCAGGGAUGCUGUGAGCUCAAGGGGCAGCAGCCUCAGCACCACCGGAAGGGGAGGGGUGAAGGGAGAGGACAGGAGCAGGGAGAAAUGACUGUGAGGUGGACAGUCACGUGGCCCUGGGAAGCCCCCCCCCCACUCUCUGCAGCAGCAUCUGCACAGCGUCCACCCUCAAGAGCCCGACCCACCCCUCACCCAAUGAUGCGCAAGCACCAUGAGCUUCUUAGCUGAUUCCUGCUGCUUUUGUCCUUGCUCUGAGACCACUCAUUACUUUGACCCUAACAGGUGAGAGGAGCCGGCACCAUGGGGACAUAGCUGGGUCACGGCCAGGCUAGUUCCUCAGUGGGGCAGAGGUGGGAAGGUAGGGGUGGGGCCAGAGGUGACUGAAAACCCUGAGUGUGGAGCGUGGGGCUGGAGAGUCCAAGUUUUAACAAAUGGGUAUCCUUGAGCCUCCAACCCUACCCCCACCAGGCACACACAAUUCUCUUAGCAUCCCCUCUCCAGUUUAUAAGACACCAGAAAGGCCUCCAGGGUGGGCAUAGCCCUCUCCCUCCUCUCUAGAUUCUCCACCAGCAGCUUAUUAGGUUGGGAUUGGGGGUCAGGGGAUAGCGGUUCUCACUCUAGUUGCCCACUCUGCAAUGCAGAAAAGGGCGGAAGCCGCAUUGCUGUGCAGAGAAAUCUCUGGGAGCCCCUGAGGCAGUGGGGAAUGGAUAACACAGGUGACCUGUGUCCGGAGCAAGUCUCCGGGACAGCACUGCCCCAUGGAAAUAGAACGCGUCACAUAUGCAAGUUCAAAUGUCCUUGUAUCACAUUAAAAAAGCAAAAAGGAACAUACAUUUAAAUACUGUAUUUUAUGUAAUCCAAUACCCAAACUAUUAUCAUUUCAACAUGUUAUCAAUAGAAAAAUUAGUACUAAUUCACAUUACUUUUUCAUAGUAGGUCUUUGAAGUCCAGGGUCCAUUUUACGCUUACAGCCCUUUCCAAUUCCAUCACCAGAUUUCCUCCAGAAAGAAUCUAUUCUGUAUUUAGGUUUCAGAAAAUUCACUGUUGAAAAAGUCGAUUCACCAAUCCAAGCUGUUGCAAACACAUGAGAAGUUUUCCAACAACUAAAUCAAGAACCGGUUUCCACCCUUAAAUGGAUUAAAACUAAAUGAAUGUAAAAUUCCACUCCUCAGUCACACCAGCCAUCUUUCCAGCGCCCGGUAGCCACAUGUGGCCAGUGGCUGCCAUACUAGACAGCUCAGCUCCAAACACUACAGCUCUGGGCAUCAAUGGGGCCUCCUUGGCAGAGGUGGGUAACAUAUCCCUGGAAGCCCAUCCAAGCGGGGAAAUGCCUGUGGAGUUACCCCACUGCCACCCCUACCCCCCUCACACAGCCUCUCCAGAAUGCCUUCGAGAAGAGAAGCCCAACAAUGUAGCAAGGUCACUCAGAUGAGCAUGUGCCAUCAUUAGUAAGCCAGUCCUCACCUCACCUGUCUGGGAAGGCUGCCCUUAGCUCAGGUGCAUGCGUGUGCUGACAGGUGUGUGAAUGCCACCAGGGCACAUGUGGGUGCGUGUGUGCACACAUGCCAGGAUGUUGUGGUCCACAUGGCUGGGGCAACCCGAUGGCGCUCUGCCCAGGGUGGGACAGAGGUGGACAGGGGAGAGAAAUAACAUUUACUGAGGACCUAUUCUACAUCCGCGGCUUUAUCUUUGUUUUCUUAUUUAAUCCUCACAUCCAUCAAUCCUAGAAGACAGGGCAUCUUAGCUGAUGGAACUAAAGGUGGAAUAGAUGAAGUAACUUCAAGUGCACAGAGCCAGUUAGUGAGGGAGCUGCAUUUGAAGGUGAGGCAACUCCAAGCUCACUCUCAAGUGUAUUUGAGAUCUGUCAUCUCAUUCCUCCUCGAAGAGCCCAAGUCAGGACUGAAAGGCUGAGUUGUGAGAGGCUGGUAUUGGGUGAACUGUAAUUUUUUUAAUCCUCAUUUCCAGGUUCAAAGAGUCCAUUCUCUUUCCUUGGAGGGUGUUCUGAAAUGGAGUGCAGGAGACAGUAGGUGGAACCAGUUACCAUAAAGCCUGGGUUGCCCGAAGAUUUCAGUGGGCAGGGCUCUCCACCCAACAAACCAAAGCAGAAAAGCCAACUUUAGCUAGAGGGGUGGGCAGUGAGGGGUUCUCAGACACAGUAGCCUGGUUCCAGAGCCCUGGCUGCCCACCAAGUCCCCUUCCUGGACAACAUGCAAACGAUCCAUUCAAACGACGUUCAGCUACCAGAGUUUUGGGAAAACUGCACACUCCCUUUGCCCGUUACAGGCAUCACCCCUUCCUCCUCCAUCACUCCAGGCUCUUCACCAGAAACCAGCAACUGGGGGCAAACGCCUUGGGCUCAGAAAUUAUCCUGGUGCUACUCUUGAGUCGUUAGACCAGAUCGAUGGAUUGUGGCAGGUGUCUUAGGAGAGAGACAUUCUCCUCAGUCUUUCCAGCUGCCCCCAACCCACUCAGAGUCUCCCUGCUUAAUUCCCCUUACAGAGGGGUUUGGAGGAAGAAGACUCAGGAGCCUCUCAUCGCAGUGCUUUCCAGGCUGAAUCACCAGCACACUCACUUCUUAGAGCAAAAGUCGCCGGCCUCUUUCUGAGAGAUGGAUGCUGGCCCGUCCUACCACCUGCUCUUACCUGUACUAACAGCCACUUCUCAGCCUGUUCUCCUUGCCUCUAGUGGACCCUGGGGAGCACAGGCAGCCCGCGCUCUCAGCUUUCCCUGCCACCUGAGGCUUCUCACAGCAGAGGCUCUGUACCUGCUUUGCGUGGAGUCCAUGAUGGCUUCAGGAUGACUGUGGGCAAUGUAUGAACACCCUUGGUCACUGCUUGCACCAGGUGUUCUCAGAGGGCUCCAUGACUCAGGAAACGGUGGUGACCAUCGCUGUGCAGGGUUCUUCCUCUCCCUUGAAUCAGGGAUCCAGCACAGCAAAGGAAAUAGUGAUAUUCGAAUAUGCCAGGGACCAACACGGGGAGUAGUACUGAAAGGCUGCCAGAGCAUCUUUGGGUCCAAACCUCUCUCAGCUUAGGUGAGGCCAUGUGUGAAAUGGAGGAGCGAAGGGGUAGAGGGAGGGUGGACGGGGAUGACCUCCGGAAGGAUCCGCCAAGCAGGGGCUAGGCAGGAAGUGGGCAGAGUCGAAUUCUCCUCCAACCUGAAACAACUCACUGAUUAUCCGCCAUGCUAGGAAUUCCUGAGCACCCUCUCUGUAACCUGAGAGCUUGCUGAGGGUAGAAGCCAGGAAAGGACCUAGGAAAAACCUCCGUUGUGAAUCACAAGAGGCUCUGUUGCUGGUAGCCAGGCAGUCCAGUCUGAUCCCUCAGAGUUUCUGCUGCUCUCUGCCGGUCCCUGGGGCAGAGGCAGCAAGGACAUUGGGAGAGGGACUGAAAAGCCAACCAACCCUCAGCUUUCUGAAUCAGGUGCAUGAGAGUUACCGAAGGAAGGUGAGGAAUAACCAACUGGCCGCAGUCCCCCUAGAAGAGCUGUUCAGAGCGAACAGAGUGGAAGGUGACCCCUGGAUUUUACCUUCCUCGCAGGUCAGGUUCUGCAGCACACAGGCCCUGGGGGGAGGGGUUAGACUAGAGCUACCAGUAUGGUGGAGGCAUUUGGGUUUUGAGCAGACAGCUCUGAGCUUUAAAGUUGUCCCUUCUACUCCCCAACCUCCCUACCCAAUCAGUUAUUGUGUUGUCGGAAAAGUAGUCAUGACGCAUUUUUGCAACGAAAAACAUAGAAAAAAAUACGUUCAUGACUUUUCCGACAACCUAAUAGAAGUCAACCCGCCUUCAAAAAUUUCCAGGAAAAGUGAUUACACCUGGCUUUUUACUGCUCUGAUUAAGAAAUUCCUCCUGUGAUUUCAUUUUUAAUCCCUCUUUUUGGACUUCUACUUCAUUUCCUCUUUUUUGCCCACCACCUCCCAUUGGAGCUGGAAGAUGUUGGGCCCAUAAAGUAGGUCUGUGCUUUUUAUAGCAACAGUGGACAUUCUUCGUUGGGUCUGAACUACUCUUUUACCUCUUUAAAGGUAAAAAUAGCUAUAGCAAUUAAGGCCCUCAAGUACCUAGGAAUAAGCUUAAGAAAUAUGUAAAUUCUAUAUGCAAAAACUUUAAAAUGCUACUGAUGGGACAUCAUGACUUAAAUAUGUAUAUAGGAAGAUCCUAUAUUAUAACUACAAUGGUUCUCUCUUAGGUAAUCUAAAAAUAUGUGAUUCCAAUCAAAAUAGCAUUAAUAGUACAUUGAAAAGUAAAUUGUGGUACAUUCCCACAAUAUAUUACUAUGCACUGAUGAGAAUGAAUGGAUUAAAACUACACACAACAGAAUGGCUGAAUCUCCCAGUGUUGAACAAAAGAAGCCAGAGAAAAUUCCUAACACUUUUGUGGAAAGCAAUUUGGCAAUACUAUACUUGCCAAAAUCCUUUUCAAACUGCCGGUGGAAUGAAAAUGGGGAAAGAAAUCUUCGUGGAAGGGAGGGAAUUUGCAAAAUUGCAUCUACCCAAAUGAAAAAAAACAACACACACACUUCUCUGACCUAGUAUUUGCUGUCCUAAGUUUUUGUUAUACAGAUAUGCAGAGCCAAAUGAAAUAUACUUGGGUAUCAAUAUAAUGUUCAAGGAUGGUUGACUGUAUCUUACUACAUAUCCCUCAGGCUUACUAUGAAACUUACUGAGGCUGAUACAUAUGUACUGCUAUGGGAGACUUCUGGACUAUAUAAAAAGGUAAUUGCAAAAUAGUAUGUAAAAUAGUUUAUCAACUGGGUAAAAAAAUAUGAGUAUAAUAUGCAUGUUUUACUAUAUCUUGUGAUAUAUCUUGUGAAACAUCAGGAGAAUCUGGUAAUAUUGGUUGCUUCUGAGGCAGAGAAGACUUAUUAUUCACUGUAAUAACCUUUUACCCCUUUUGCGUUUUGUAGAAUGUGCAUGUGUUACUUAUUCAAAAAACAUAUAUAUUUUAAAAAUUAAUACGAAACGAAAAACUGAGUCCCAAAGGAAUCGCCUUACUUAACCAGAUACCAUCUUGCGUUCA
Molecule: messenger RNA, 8131 nt
Organism: Hipposideros armiger (great roundleaf bat)
Lineage: Eukaryota; Metazoa; Chordata; Mammalia; Chiroptera; Hipposideridae
Gene: LINGO4
Product: leucine rich repeat and Ig domain containing 4
Exons: 2
Coding region: 19-1878 (619 amino acids)
Molecular function (GO): protein binding
Source: RefSeq, a predicted model, not a curated record